Pecten maximus is the source of this 4931-nucleotide messenger RNA. Its product is annotated as cell division cycle protein 27 homolog. Bases 24 to 2027 code for a protein of 667 amino acids. The transcript is spliced from 21 exons. Gene Ontology annotation, biological process: cell division. The record is from RefSeq and is a predicted model, not a curated record. NCBI's taxonomy places the organism in Eukaryota, Metazoa, Mollusca, Bivalvia, Pectinida, Pectinidae. Gene Ontology annotation, molecular function: protein binding.
UUAAACGAGGACAUUGCAUUUACAUGGCGGCAAUGUUGUUACAGGAGCCAGUUAUACAGACCGCUAUAUGGGAUGCGCUAAAUAACUACUGUUACAAAGAUGCAACCUUCUUGGCAGAAAGGCUUGUGGCAGAAGUCAAAACAUCGGACGAAGCCCUGUUUUUACUGGCCACAUGUUACUACAGAAUGGGAAAAUCCAUACAGGCCUAUAUGUUACUUCAGAAGCGUGGUUGUCCUACCCCACAAUGUAAAUACCUCCUAGCCCGGUGCUGUGUCGACCUUAACAAAUUAUCCGAAGCAGAAGAGGUGCUAGUUGGCAGUAUAUUCCAAAGUAAAACCAAAUCCUGUGAUGAGCUGGAGGCCGAGUUCAGUGGAAUCGCCUGUCAUGUGUUCUCCUUAUUAGGGCAUAUUUACAGCAAAACCGAACGUCAGCAGAAAGCAAUUGAAUGUUACAAGAAAAGUCUCAAGCUGAACCCUCUCAUGUGGUCCUCUUUUGAACAGCUUUGUGAAUUAGGUGAUAAGACGGAGCCAUGUCAGGUAUUUAAGGCACCGCCCCACUCCCAAAUUACACCAGUACCUCAAGUGGUCAAACACAUGUGCAGUCCGAACUGGGGACGUCUGGACAUGAUGGAAUUCCUGAAAACUCCGGACACUCUUCAGCAACACACGCUCUGCGAGUCCAAGAGCCAGCAGACACCGUUCCAGGGACAAGGAACACCAUUUACACCAAGUUUUGCGAAUCAGGACUCUCCGUCUCAACUCAUGUUUGUCACUCCGUCUCCGGCACUGACAGAUAGCAACACGCUGGAAAGUCGGGCACCCAGUAAAAAGCCUGUGACACGGAGAAGUCAGCAGACAGGAAUACAGAAUAAUCCUCCAGUGGUACGAAAACGCACCGUCAAGGAAAACAAAAGUCCUAGAGGUACAGGAAGAAAUCCAAAGAAAAAUAUUGUGUCGGGACUUGGUCUGGGGAAGACCGAUUUGACGAGUGAUACCGGCACAAAACCUCUUCAGUCAGACACACCAUCACAAACACAGAUUCUCCAGAUACAGCAUCAGUCACUGUGUGGAAUGCUGAACCUGUUACAGAGUAUGGGGCGGGCAUACCAGGCCUUAAGUCAGUACGACUGUCGGAAGGCCAUCGAAUGCUUUCAGGACCUGCCCCUCCACCAUUACAACACCGGCUAUGUCCUGUGUAAAGUGGGACGGGCCUACUUCGAGCUUGCCCAGUAUCAAAAGGCUGAGCGUGUCUUCUCUGAAGUGCGAUCACUGGAACCCCAUCAUCUGGACGGCCUUGAAAUACACAGUACUACCUUAUGGCAUUUACAGAAGGAUGUAGAGUUAUCUACCCUUGCUCAAGAACUCUCCGAUAUGGAUAAAUCUGCUCCACAGGCAUGGUGUGCCAUGGGGAACUGUUUCAGUCUUCAGCGGGAACAUGACACCGCCAUCAAAUUCUUUCAGCGGGCAAUACAGGUUGACCCCAGCUUCGCCUAUGCCUACACCUUAUUGGGCCAUGAAUAUGUGUUCACAGAGGAGCUCGACAAGGCCAUGUCAUGUUUCCGCAACGCAAUACGGGUCAACCCACGUCAUUACAAUGCAUGGUACGGUGUUGGCAUGAUCUACUUCAAGCAGGAGAAAUUUACACUGGCGGAGGUUCACUACCGGAAAGCUCUUCUUAUCAACCCUCAAAGUCCAGCGCUUCUCUGUCAUAUAGGAGUGGUACAGCAUUCCCAACAGAAGUCAGAGAGUGCCCUCGUCACCCUCAAUAAAGCCAUAGAGACAGACCCUACCAAUCCACUAUGUAAAUUCCACCGGGCGUCCAUCUUAUUCGCCAGUGAACGACAUAAAGAAGCCCUGCAGGAGCUAGAGGAGCUAAAACAAAUUGUUCCCAAAGAAUCUCUAGUUUAUUUCUUAAUAGGCAAGGUACACAAGAAGCUAGGUAAUUCUGAUUUAGCACUAAUGAAUUUUUCCUGGGCCAUGGACCUAGAUCCGAAAGGAAUCAACAAUCAUGAAACAGGGCCUGACUGAGGAGUACAGGUAGAGCUAGUCACAGAUACCUGACCAGCACCCCAAACCUGACCAGACAGAUGCUGGAUAUUCUGGUAUCUCGUCAGUAGAACUCUCCCUUCAGUAGGAUCAGUAGGUCUGGGAACCUGUCCCAGACACCCACGUACUGUUGGCUGUUUGGACGCGGCUGGUCCAAGUUUUAUGGAGAGACACUAUGAUACCAUUGCCAAAUGUUUUAUCAUUGUUAUUAAUGAGGUGUGAGAGGUUUUAGUGUGAAAAUGGAAGUCCUAAAUAUUCUUAACUGUCAGUAUGUGAAGUGUGUAGAUCUGUGAUGUGAGCAGGGUGCCAUGUGGAGGUUAUGUGACACGAGUGUAGCAUGCCAUCUGGAAGUCAUGUGAUGAGUGGUGUGUCAUGUGGAGGUCAUGUGAUGAGUGAUGUGGCAUGGAGGUCAUGUGACAAUGGCAUAUCAUGCCAUGUUGAGGCCACGCAACAAAUGUAGCAUCCAAUGUGAAGGUCAUGUGACAGGUGUGGCAUAUCAUGUGAAGGUCAUGUGACAAGCGUGAUGUGUCAUGUGGAUGUCAUGUGACAAUUGUGUGGCAUGUCAUGUGAUAUACAGUAGUAAGUUGUAUGAUGAAUGGUCAGAUUUAUAUAUUCAAUCAAAAUAAAUAUCAAAUAAAUUUUAAAAACCUUGAUAUAGUUUCAGACCAUUGUGCAUCUAUAGCCUGUAAAUCGGUAAAGAUAUGCCAGUAUUCAGAAAUGUAUUGUAUGUGGAUAGCUUACAAGAUGUCAUAGCAACACAAUUCAGAUUGUAAAUUAAUGUAUGGUAUGUUUUAUUAGAUUUGAAAAUAUUCUCACUGCAUCUUCAGGUGAGAUUCAGCAGCUUCAUCCACUUAACUGCUAACCAUUUAAUACGUUGCUGCCAGAUUUCAUGAUCUUAGUCAAAUUGGAGUCAGGCUGGAUUCAUCCAAUACUUCUGUUUACAAUUUCAAAAUUUCAAAGUUAUUGUUACAAAAAUCAAAAUAGAAUUUAAAUCUCCCAUAGCUCAUUAUCCUACUAGAGUAAGACUUAAUCUUGAUCUCUGAUAACUUGAAGACUGCUUAACUGGAAUUUAACAUUAAGUUCCAACUGUAAAAAUUCUAUAGAAAGUACCGGUAAUGUUAGAUAUACUCAAUUACAGUAAAUACUCUAAUAUCACAAAGUGUUUUCACGACUGCACUGACUUUAACGAGAACUUGCUGUGCAGAUGAUUGACAGUUAGUGGAUUAAUUUGAAUGCUAUCAUAAUGACUAUUAAGUUAGUCGGUCAAGGUCAUUUAUCUGAACUAUCAAGGUUGUUGGUCUUGUUAAAAUAUUCGGGCAUCUACCACUGAGGUGGCAUAGUUAUUGUCUACACCCGGUGUUUAACCAGUAACUUACGUGUGACACUCGAUAUUUAGCGAGUAACUUACUUUUGUAAUGGGCAUUCAGAUUUGUCUGAUUCAAUGACCUUGACCUUUCUGACUUUUUUAGUAUUAAAAUCAGUGUAUUACUGAAGGUUGAACAUUGUGCUGUCUUUAACUGCAAAAUUGGCUGCAUUAGUUUUACUUGCAUCAUACAAUAGUGAUAAUUAUGAAACAAUAGAUUAUCUGUUAGUCGGAUACAUACACUUUUAAGCAUUUGACCUUGACCUACAUUCAAGAUCAUAAAAAUGUAGAAGAAAUAUUCAAGACACAAAUCUAUCGGGGCCAAAGUUUUCAAAACAAGAUUAGGCUAAUAGCAGUAUAUAGUUAAAAUCCUGAUAAAAUCAUUUCUAGUAAAACCUUGGACAACAUUUUAUGAAACCCUGUAGCAUUUGCCAGUCUGUUCCUGCCUGCAUAUUUAAGGAAUUUAAAUACACAUGUAUGUCGAAGUAAAGGAGAAAUGAGCUUUUCACUAAUCAAAGUGAUUAUAAGUUAAUCACCUUUUGAACAAUUAGGCCCUGGUGUACAAAACCAUAUUAGUACACAUUGCUAACAUCAUGUUAUGAAAUUGACAGAUUCGACCUUCAAUCAUGUUGAAGGUCACAUAUCCUAGAUGCACUUUCACUUGAGUGAUACAGGCCCAUGAGACCUCUUAUCAGAUGCACCCUAUACACCCAUGUAGCAGCAAACUAUAUUUAUAUACCGGCACGGUAAAUGUGAUUGUUAUACGUGAUUCUCCAUGUUAUGUUUAUACCUGUUAGUGUCUGGGGGCAUUACACCUGAUUAAGAUGAUGGAGGCGUGAACUUCUUUGUUUGUUGGGAGGGAGGCCUGUCCAUCCCUCCACACAUUGACUUGUCCAGGCUUCAUAUAGCAUACACUACUUGUCACUAGAACUUCAUUCUGAUCUAUAUUAUGACCUUUGACCUCCAGUGGUGAACUGUAAUUCACCAGAUUGUGUUGUGUUAGGGUAAUCUUAUAUCAGAGCCAGUAAUGCAAGCAUCACUGCACUAGUUUAUCAAGUUGAUGUAGUUACUUCUAGUAAGAAAGACAUUUAGUCCAGUAUAUUAUAUAAAUCUCACAAAAACUUGAUUCAGUUAAAAAGACGUUUACUUAUAGCCAGAAAAGAACCACGUUUCACUAUUAAAGUCUGUCAGAAAAGAACCGAAUUUUCACUAUUCAAGUCUUUUCCAGAAAUGAACCAUGUUUUAACUAUUAAAGUCUUUUCUAGAAAAGAACCAUGUUUUUCACUUAAAAUGUCUAUUCUAGAAAAGAGCACUAAUGCGCAAUUCUUUAUUGUGCAGAUAUGUCCACUGAAAGUGGUUACCGUGCAUGUCCAUUUAUAACUCUUUUGUGUGUGUGUGUGUAUGUGUACACAAGGGAGGAUACAUCGUUAUAUUGGACCUGUGUGCAUACAUGUGUAGUUAUUUAUUGGUGAGAGUGUCAGAUAUGCAACAUUCUGAUGGAAAUAAAAAAAAAGUUAGCUACA